This is a messenger RNA of Aspergillus nomiae NRRL 13137, 1743 nucleotides long. RefSeq lists its product as uncharacterized. The transcript has a single exon. Bases 1 to 1743 code for a protein of 580 amino acids. Gene Ontology annotation, biological process: DNA-templated transcription; regulation of DNA-templated transcription. Lineage: Eukaryota; Fungi; Ascomycota; Eurotiomycetes; Eurotiales; Aspergillaceae. Gene Ontology annotation, molecular function: DNA binding; zinc ion binding; DNA-binding transcription factor activity, RNA polymerase II-specific. The record is from RefSeq and is a predicted model, not a curated record.
AUGACAGAUUCACCCGCUCAACCAGCAACGCCUGCGGUCCACCAUCCCGCACGGGCCGCGGUUGCCUGUACGCAAUGUAGACAAAAACGUCUGAAAUGCAAUUCGGGCUAUCCUCAGUGCUCGCGGUGCUUGUCCGCGGGGUCUAACUGCACGUACAUCCCCUCGCGGCGUGGCCAACGCCCGCCCAAAAACCGACCCGAGCUGGACUCGGUCUCUCAGCAUAUCUCAACCUUCGCCAUCCAGACCCCGCGAUCCUCCUUUCUCCCGGCCACCCCGAAUACUGCACUGCCUCUCUCCCUCGCGGACACCCCGGCACCAGGGGAGGUGUCGCAGCCGGUGAACCUCGCUCCUGGUCCGGCCUCGGCGACCUCCCCAAUGACCAGCUUCACCACCACGGCCACCACGUCAUCUCGCCUCCAUUACAAUGAACGCCUGGUCAACUACUACUUCAGCAACUUUCACCCCGCGCAUCCCAUCCUCCUCCCGCACUCGCUGUACGCCACGCAGGGCUACCCGGACUACCUGCAGGUGGUUGUGCAGUUCGUCGGCAGCCACUAUGCAUCGUCCCCGGUCGAUUGGCAGACGCGAGAGGAAACCGUCCAGGCCAUCAUGAGCAGCAAUAGCCCGCAGACGCCGGAGAUGGUCCAGGCCCGGUUGAUCUGCGCCCUGGCGAUCCACGCGCGCUACGAACUCAUGGACUCGUUCACGAUCUUCCAAGCGGCAACCGACCUGGCCAUUCAACUCGGCAUGGACUGCGCGAGCUUCGCCGUGCAGCAUGGGAACCAGAACCACAUGCUCGAGGAGAGCCUGCGACGGACCUGGUGGGAGCUAGUCUUCAGCGAAGGCAUUCUCUCCGGUCUCUACCGCCACCAGCGAUUCACCCGCGCGACCUACUUCUCCGACGUCCUCCUCCCCUGCGAGGAGACCGACUAUGAGAACCUCACCAUCCCCGACCCCUCUAACCUCGUGUCGCUGACCCAAUUUGACAAGAGGAUCUUCAACCCCAACAGCAUCGAGUUCUCCUCGUACUCCUAUCGCAUCGAGGCCGUUCGUAUCUUCGUGAACGUUCUCACCCUGACCGAGCCAGACUCUAACAUGCGCCCGUCGCAGGUUCAUGCCGUGGACCACGCCAUCGCCGGCUGGAUCCACCAUCUCCCAGACGUGAAGGGAGAUAUCCUGCAACCGGACGGCAAAGGCGACGAGAUGCUCUUCCAAGCGUACAUGAUCGUGCAGUACGCCAGCAUGUUCCUGCAUUUCCCGCGCAGCGAUCUCAUCUCCAUGCUCCCGAAUCCGGACAUCGCUUGUGCGCAGAACGAACCUCAUGUGUCGCCGACGACGUCCCAGCGUCUGCACGGGCUGAAAGCGAUUGUCGCGUCCAAGUGGAUCUUCAACCUGGCAGCCUUGCGGCUCCCGGUGAUCAAGCACACGCCGCUGUUUAUUUGCGCGCUGCUGAGUGCAGCGAUCGUGCAGUUGUCUGCAUUAUCCAAGAGGAGUCAAGACGAGAAUAUCGACAUCAUGGAGUGCUAUGACUCGAUGUACCUGGCGAUCGGGGUGUUGAAGUCGUUCAGUAAACAUUGGCCCUUAGGGCAAUCCGCGGUGCAGGAGCUGCAGAAGGUGGCCAGCGAGGUCUUGAAGGUGCAAACGACGACACAGACCUUACCGGAGGAGGAUGGCUGGACGUGUAAUAUCGACUUUGAAGGGGUUCAAGGGUUAUUACAUGGGAAUCGCGAUAUGACGGGUUGA